AUCGAAUGGGGCAACCAUGCGCUUCGACCCGGAGCUGGGCUGGGGCGCCAACGCAGGGCUGAAGGUGGCACAAGACCUUCUGGAGCCCGUCAAGAAGAAGUUCCCGUCUGUCUCCUACUCUGAUCUCUGGAUCUACGCGGCAUGCGUCGCCAUUGAGGAGAUGGGCGGCAACAAGGUGCCCUUCACACCGGGCCGCAAGGACAAGAGCAGCGGCAAAGAGUGCCCUGCCUGGGACGGCCCUACCUGCAAGGACGGUCGCCUGCCAAGUGCCGACAUGGGCAGCCCUGACAAGACCGCUGCGCACCUCAGGCUGAUCUUCAACCGAAUGGGCUUCAACGACCAGGAGAUCGUGGCCUUGAGCGGCGCCCACGGCUUGGGCGCCUGUCACACCGACCGCAGCGGCUUCUGGGGUCCGUGGACACGGGCGCCCACCACUGUCA
Symbiodinium natans is the source of this 440-nucleotide messenger RNA. Lineage: Eukaryota; Dinophyceae; Suessiales; Symbiodiniaceae. The record is from the annotation of a GenBank genome assembly.